AUGAGACUAGAGGCCGCAGCCAGGAUGGAUCUGUUCAGGAAGCUGUGGAAGGCGAGAAAGCUGAUCGUCGUGGUGUUCAUCCCGCUGUCCCUGCUUCCUCUGCCGCUAAUCCACCCAACCAGCGAGGCAUGUUGUGCGUAUGUGCUGAUGGUGACGGCAGUCUAUUGGGUGUCUGAGGCUGUUCCCCUGGGUGCUGCCGCUCUGGUCCCCGCCUUCCUCUACCCACUCUUUGGGGUACUCAAAUCCAGUGAGGUAGCAGCAGAAUACUGUAAAGAUACCACUUUGCUGCUGAUGGGAGUCAUCUGCCUGGCUGCCUCCAUAGAGAAGUGGAACCUGCACAAACGCAUUGCUCUGCGCAUGGUGAUGAUCGCAGGGGCCAAGCCUGGCAUGUUGGUGCUGGGCUUCAUGUGUUGCACAGUGUUCCUGUCCAUGUGGCUCAGCAACACAUCCACCACAGCCAUGGUGAUGCCCAUCGCCGAGGCCGUCCUGCAGCAACUCAUCUGCACCGGCCUGGCUGACAGCCACAACGACUCUGAAACUGCGGAGGCCACUGAGGAUGACUGUGAUACGCUUGACAAAGAGAACCUGGACAAGAACCAGUUGGAGAUGCUCUAUCGCAACGACAGCGACGACUGCACUAAACAGGAACUUUCAACACUUAGUGAGGUACGGAGUGGGGAGGCCAAUGGUUUGGGUCUAAAGCAGUUCAUUAGACACACCAAUGGACACUUGCCACAGGUUGCGAUUGAAUUCCCCAAUGUGAAGCGGGUGAAGGCCAGGAGAGACUCCCAGUACCCCACCAAGAGGGAUCACAUGAUCUGUAAAUGUCUGUCGCUCAGCAUCACAUACGCGGCGACCAUCGGCGGACUCAUCACCAUUACUGGCACCUCCACCAACCUCAUCUUUGCUGAGCAGUUUAACACUCGUUAUCCAGAUGCGAAGGUAAUAAACUUUGGCACGUGGUUCAUCUUCAGCUUCCCCAUCGCCAUCAUCAUGCUGGUCCUCACCUGGCUGUGGCUGCACUUCCUCUUCCUUGGCUGCAACUUCAGGGAAACAUGCUCGCUGAGUAAGAAACGCAAGACCAGGAGGGAGAUGCUGUCAGAGAAGAGGAUCCAUGAGGAGUAUGCAAAACUGGGACCCAUCAGCUAUCCAGAGGUUGUGACCGGUGUUUUCUUCAUCUUAAUGACGGUGCUGUGGUUCACCAGAGAGCCUGGCUUUGUGCCCGGCUGGACGUCUCUUUUUGAGAAAAAAGGCUACAGGACUGAUGCAACUGUGUCCGUCCUUCUGGGCUUCCUGCUCUUCCUCAUCCCUGCCAGGCGACCCUUCUCCUCAUCCUCCUCCAACUUUAGAAAAACAGAUGACCAAUCAGAUGACGACCCACUGGCUCCCAUGAUCAACUGGAAGGACUUCCAGAGGCUGAUGCCAUGGGAGAUUGUCAUCCUGGUGGGAGGAGGUUAUGCACUGGCUGCUGGUUGCAAGGUGUCAGGCUUAUCAGUGUGGAUCGGAAGACAGCUGGAGCCCAUGAGUGGUCUUCCUCCCUGGGCCGUCACCCUGCUGGCCUGCCUGCUGGUGUCAGCGGUCACCGAGUUCGCUUCCAACCCAGCAACUCUCACCGUGUUCCUGCCCAUCUUGUCUGCCCUGUCGGAGACCCUGUACAUCAACCCCCUCCACACUUUGAUCCCCUCCACCAUGUGCGUGUCAUUCGGGGUCAUGCUUCCAGUGGGGAACCCCCCCAACGCCAUCGUCUUCAGUUACGGCCACGUGAAGAUCAGCGACAUGGUAAAAGCAGGUUUUGGGGUGAACCUGAUUGGUGUGGCGGUGGUGAUGUUGGCCAUCACCACUUGGGGCGUUCCCCUCUUCAACCUGAACGAAUUCCCGGCCUGGGCAGUGGCCAGGAAUGUCACUGGCAGCUUAUAA
Molecule: messenger RNA, 1917 nt
Organism: Scomber scombrus (Atlantic mackerel)
Lineage: Eukaryota; Metazoa; Chordata; Actinopteri; Scombriformes; Scombridae
Gene: slc13a4
Product: solute carrier family 13 member 4
Exons: 16
Coding region: 1-1917 (638 amino acids)
Biological process (GO): monoatomic anion transmembrane transport
Cellular component (GO): membrane
Molecular function (GO): transmembrane transporter activity
Source: RefSeq, a predicted model, not a curated record